UUGAGUGUCAACAUGCAAGAUGGCCACGCAUCACAGGCAAAAUGCUGCUGGGCGGAGGAAAGUCCAGGUAUCUUAUGUCAUUAGAGAUGAGGUGGAGAAGUACAAUCGAAAUGGGGUGAACGCACUCCAGUUAGACCCAGCCCUGAACCGGCUCUUCACUGCAGGGAGGGACUCCAUCAUCCGGAUAUGGAGUGUCUACCAGCAUAAACAAGACCCAUACAUCGCGUCUAUGGAGCACCACACAGACUGGGUUAAUGACAUAGUUCUGUGCUGCAACGGGAAAACCUUGAUAUCUGCCUCAUCAGACACAACAGUCAAAGUAUGGAAUGCGCAUAAAGGAUUUUGUAUGUCGACGUUACGGACACACAAAGACUACGUCAAGGCGUUGGCUUACGCUAAGGACAAGGAGCUGGUGGCGUCGGCCGGCCUGGAUCGGCAGAUCUUUCUUUGGGACGUGAACACGCUCACAGCUCUGACCGCCUCCAACAACACUGUCACCACUUCGUCGUUGAGUGGGAACAAGGACUCGAUCUAUAGUCUGGCCAUGAACCAGAUGGGUACAGUUAUUGUUUCUGGAUCCACUGAGAAGGUCCUGAGAGUGUGGGAUCCUCGGACGUGUGCGAAACUGAUGAAGCUGAAGGGCCACACAGACAACGUGAAGUCGCUGCUGUUGAAUCGGGAUGGCACUCAGUGCCUGUCGGGCAGCUCGGACGGGACCAUCCGCCUGUGGUCACUCGGCCAGCAGAGGUGCAUCGCCACCUACCGGGUGCACGACGAGGGGGUGUGGGCCCUGCAGGUGAACGAGGCCUUCACCCACGUGUACUCUGGAGGCAGGGACAAAAAGAUCUACUGCACCGACCUGCGGAACCCGGACAUCCGCGUGCUCAUCUGUGAGGAGAAAGCCCCGGUGCUUAAGAUGGAACUGGACAGAUCUGCUGACCCACCUCCAGCUAUCUGGGUUUCCACCACCAAGUCAUCCGUUAAUAAAUGGUCUCUAAAGGGAAUGCACAACUUCAGGUCAUCGGGGGAGUACGACAACGACUGCAGCACGCCGCUAACUCCACUGUGUACGCAGCCAGAGCAGGUCAUCAAGGGAGGUGCCAGUAUUAUACAGUGCCACAUUCUGAAUGACAAGAGACACAUACUCACCAAAGACACCAACAACAAUGUGGCGUUUUGGGACGUUCUGAAGGCUUGCAAGGGAGAAGAUUUAGGGAAAGUGGAAUUCGACGAGGAGAUUAAAAAGCGCUUCAAGAUGGUCUACGUGCCAAACUGGUUCUCCGUCGACCUGAAAACUGGGAUGCUGACCAUCACUCUGGACGAGAGCGACUGCUUCGCUGCCUGGGUGUCGGCUAAGGACGCAGGGUUCUCCAGCUCGGACGGAUCCGACCCCAAACGUAGGCUGUCCCCGUUCAGUGUAAACCAGUGUCAGACCCCGAAGCCCCGCUGUCCGUCACACAGGCUCUCGCUGUCCCCCCCCCCCACAGUGAACUUGGGCGGACUGCUGCUCCAGGCGCUGCUGGAGUUCUGGCCCCGAACCCGCCUCAACCCCAUGGACGAGGAGGAGAACGAGGUGAACCACGUGAACGGAGAGCAAGAGAACAGGGUCCAGAAAGGAAACGGCUACUUCCAGGUGCCCCCCCACACACCCGUCAUCUUCGGAGAGGCGGGAGGAAGAACUCUUUUUAGGUUGUUAUGCAGAGAUUCAGGCGGUGAGACCGAGUCCAUGCUGCUGAAUGAGACGGUCCCCCAGUGGGUCAUCGACAUAACUGUAGAUAAAAACAUGCCCAAAUUCAACAAAAUCCCAUUCUACCUCCAGCCCCACUCGUCUUCUGGUGCGAAAACGCUUAAAAAGGACCGGCUCUCGGCCAGCGACAUGCUGCAGGUCCGGAAGGUGAUGGAGCACGUCUACGAGAAGAUCAUCAACCUGGACAACGAGUCGCAGACCACCAGCUCCUCGGCCAACGACAAGCCCGGCGAGCAGGAGAAGGAGGAGGACAUGGCCAUGCUGGCCGAGGAGAAGAUCGAGCUCAUGUGCCAGGACCAGGUUCUAGACCCCAACAUGGACCUGCGAACAGUUAAACAUUUUAUCUGGAAGAGCGGCGGGGACUUGACACUUCACUAUAGGCAGAAGUCCACGUGAAAGUCCUCAUUUCUACGAGCAGAACUCUUUCUCAUUUGCCAAUCACCACCCACCUCUGACAUAUAGUUCCCCUAACCCCCAUUGUGUGGUCAAGCGUCGCAGUAGGAGAAUCUGGUAAAUUUUCAAAGGGGGGGGGUGUGUGUGUGUCAUAGGGAAGUGACCUGAGCUGUCCGGUGCAGCCUACACACUCCUGAGGAGGGGGGGGGGGGGGUCCAUGAUGGUUCUAUAAAAGUUUGAGGGAUUGUUUGACUUUUAAUUUCAGCAAAUGUGUUUUGUUUUUGUUUGUUUUUUUCUCUUAAAUUUCUUCAGUUAUUCAUCCCCCUUUCCUUCCGAUUGGCUUAUUUUCCCCAUUUUUUUUUUUUUCCAAAGCGGCCGAAGUUGCGGUUCGUUGUUUGUGUCCGAACGCG
This is a messenger RNA of Menidia menidia (Atlantic silverside), 2550 nucleotides long. The record is from the annotation of a GenBank genome assembly. Lineage: Eukaryota; Metazoa; Chordata; Actinopteri; Atheriniformes; Atherinopsidae.